This is a messenger RNA of Aspergillus pseudonomiae, 729 nucleotides long. RefSeq names its product MARVEL domain-containing protein. The transcript is spliced from 3 exons. The record is from RefSeq and is a predicted model, not a curated record. NCBI's taxonomy places the organism in Eukaryota, Fungi, Ascomycota, Eurotiomycetes, Eurotiales, Aspergillaceae. Gene Ontology annotation, cellular component: membrane. Bases 110 to 571 code for a protein of 153 amino acids.
GAAGGGUUGCAUCGCUAGUAUCAUCGCAUAUAAAAUGCCCUGGUGCUCCAGGUUCGAUUAUCGUUGACUGCCUGCCAGAGAAGAGCAAAGAGUCGUCAUUCCUUGAAAGAUGGAGCCGAUACAGCUUGGAAUCCAUGUGGUGCAAUCCGUGAUCGCGUUGAUCAUCCUAGGGUGCUCGAUCUAUGGCGUUACUAUAGCAUCCACCACGACAGGCUUCGGGCUUGCUAUCUUCACGGCGAUUGCAACGAUCCUAGUUGCCAUCUACAUUCUUACCGCAUCUUUCAUUGCCAAGAGCAUUUAUAAACUCUGGCUUCUCGUCGGAGCGAACUGUGUCACGGCGAUCUUUUGGAUUGCGACCAUCGGUACAUUGGCAUCACAACAAUCUUGGAAUCACCAAUGUCAAUACAAUCACGGACAUUGCUAUAGGAAGCGUGAUGGAAGCAAUAGCCAUGGUGUGCAGGCCGCAACGAUUGCGCUUAGCGUUAUUGACGGUCUCCUGUCGAUCUUCUCUAUUGGGUACAGCCUAUGGGCCAAAAAGAAUCACCGAACGAAGACUCCUGCAACUGAAUGAGCAGGAUAAUUUGCAGUGCUAUGAUGUUUACGUUCAAGUUACCUCGGCGAGCUUAUAGUAAUAUUCAAUCUCAACAGAUUUUAAUGCAUCCUUCGAGCUGUGGUGGUGGUAAAUAGUAUUGUGUAGGCAGAUUACCAAAACAGAAGCAAGCGAGAUUC